Messenger RNA from Malus domestica (apple), 1423 nucleotides. Its product is annotated as tobamovirus multiplication protein 3-like. The record is from RefSeq and is a predicted model, not a curated record. NCBI's taxonomy places the organism in Eukaryota, Viridiplantae, Streptophyta, Magnoliopsida, Rosales, Rosaceae.
UUGGUUAUUUAUUUAUUUCUUCUUCGCUUUCUUGCGGGGCGAUUCCAAAAUCGUUUCUCAAUUCUCCAACCUCUUCGGUUUUAGGAUUCAGAAAAGCGAGUAAUAAUUGUGUAAUUACGUAUUAAUAUAAGCAAUAAAUAGGUAAAAAAAAAGUUAAAGAAAAAUAAAGUAGGAAUUGGUGGCGUUCGGAUGGCGCGUGGCGGAGGCGGCGGCGGCGGCGGCGUCGGGGUGGUGGAGUCGGCGGUGAUAGCUUACAACCUGGGAGAGGCAUCGAGUUGGUGGCACAACAUCAAUGCCUCCUCUAUUUGGCAAGACCGCAUAUUUCAUGCCCUCGCUAUUCUCUACGGUCUCGUCGCCGUCGUUGCCCUGGUUCAAUUGAUUCGGAUACAAUUGAGAGUGCCGGAGUACGGUUGGACCACACAGAAAGUCUUCCACUUUCUUAAUUUCGUUGUCAAUGGAGUUCGAUCAGCUGUGUUUGUUUUCCGCCGGCAAGUGCAGAAUCUGCAUCCGGAGAUUGUCAAACAUAUCUUGCUUGAUAUGCCGAGUCUUGCUUUCUUCACAACCUAUGCACUCUUGGUUCUGUUCUGGGCCGAAAUUUACUAUCAGGCACGUGCUGUUUCUACAGAUGGACUGAGGCCAAGCUUCUUGACUAUCAAUGCUGUGGUUUAUGUGAUUCAGAUUGCUAUGUGGCUGAUAUUGUGGUGGAAGCCUAUCCCAGUUCUCUUCAUCUUAUCUAAGAUGUUCUUUGCAGGUGUGUCCUUAUUUGCAGCGCUUGGGUUUCUUCUAUAUGGUGGAAGACUCUUCUUGAUGUUGCAGAGAUUUCCUGUAGAAUCAAAGGGACGACGUAAGAAGCUGCAGGAGGUUGGUUAUGUGACAACCAUAUGUUUUACAUGUUUCCUUGUCAGAUGUGUAAUGAUGUGCUUCAAUGCAUUCGAUAAAGCUGCAAACCUUGAUGUUUUGAAUCACCCGGUUCUAAACUUCAUAUAUUACCUGUUGGUGGAGAUAUUGCCUUCUUCUUUGGUCCUUUUCAUUUUGAGGAAGUUGCCUCCAAAGCGUGGGAUCACACAAUAUCAUCCCAUUCGCUGAGAGGAUUUAGAAACAUCCCGCUGACAGAAACUGAAGAACGGACUUACAAAUACGCAACUUUGAAACGCUUAUCUACCCAAUGGGGAGACGAAAUAUUGGAAAGAGGCGGAAAAGGUGACGACUAUGGGCUUUGAGGAGCAGCUUUAUUGGAUUCCGAGUGUUGGUUCUUAGCAGGGGGUGGUAGAUUUGUUGAAGAGAAACGACCUUUAAGGGAUUGUCAAAUAUGUAAGAAUCAUGACCUUUUAUUUUGAUUGUCUUGAAUCGGACUGACCGGUGUUGCUCUGUUGUUUUUAACAAUCUCAGAAACUUAAAGUCGUAGAAUUUCAUGUUUCAUGAA